Messenger RNA from Mytilus trossulus (common blue mussel), 2408 nucleotides. Its product is annotated as serine/threonine-protein phosphatase 6 catalytic subunit. The transcript has 10 exons. The record is from RefSeq and is a predicted model, not a curated record. Gene Ontology annotation, cellular component: cytoplasm. Bases 48 to 959 code for a protein of 303 amino acids. NCBI's taxonomy places the organism in Eukaryota, Metazoa, Mollusca, Bivalvia, Mytilida, Mytilidae. Gene Ontology annotation, biological process: G1/S transition of mitotic cell cycle. Gene Ontology annotation, molecular function: protein serine/threonine phosphatase activity.
GUUUAAAAAUAUCCUUCUCGGGUACCAGAAACAGGGAAAACGACAAAAUGUCUGACAUUGAAAAGUGGAUUGAAAUAGCAAAAGAUUGCAAUUACUUACCAGAAAAUGACCUCAAACGAUUAUGUGACAUGGUAUGUGAGUUACUGCUUGAAGAAUCCAAUGUACAGCCUGUGUCAUCCCCCGUCACUGUGUGUGGUGAUAUUCAUGGACAGUUUUAUGACUUGAUAGAAUUGUUUAAAACAGGAGGCCAGGCACCUGACACUAAUUAUAUAUUUAUGGGUGAUUUUGUAGACCGAGGCUAUUACAGUUUAGAAACUUUUACAUUACUGCUCACAUUAAAGGCAAGGUGGCCAGACAAAAUGACUUUACUGAGAGGUAAUCAUGAAAGCAGACAAAUAACACAGAUAUAUGGAUUUUAUGAUGAGUGCCAGACAAAGUAUGGUAAUGCCAAUGCAUGGAGAUAUUGUUGUAAAGUAUUUGAUCUACUAACAGUUGCAGCAAUAAUAGAUGAAACAAUUUUAUGUGUACAUGGAGGAUUAUCACCAGACAUUAAAACUAUUGACCAGAUACGUACAAUAGAAAGAAAUCAAGAAAUACCACAUAAAGGGGCAUUCUGUGAUUUGGUAUGGUCUGAUCCAGAAGAUGUAGAUACAUGGUCUGUUAGUCCAAGAGGAGCAGGAUGGUUGUUUGGUGCCAAAGUUACUAAUGAGUUUGUACACAUAAAUGGUUUGAAGUUGAUAUGUAGAGCUCAUCAGUUAGUGCAUGAAGGAUAUAAGUAUAUGUUUGAUGAGAAGUUAGUAACAGUAUGGUCAGCACCUAAUUACUGCUACAGAUGUGGAAACAUUGCUGCUGUAUUAUCAUUUAAUGACGCAGAUAACAGAGAGGCCAAACUUUUCAGAGCCGUUCCUGAUUCAGAACGAGUUAUACCAGCAAAGUCAACAACACCUUACUUUUUAUAGAAUUAGUUGAUAAAGACAAAUAAUUUUAAACAGAAUAGUUGAGUGUCAAGGAAAUAAUGCCAGAUGUGUAUGAUCACAAAUGAACUUUUUAAGUCAAUGGAUGUGUAGAAUCAGAAAAUUGUAUCAAAAUAAUGAUGUACUUGGUUUGAUUUGACUAAUUAUUUAUUCUAUAUGUUUGAAACUAAUUAUAAUGGAUAAGGGCAUAAUCUAGGACAAAUUGGGAAAAAACACCUAUUUAGUUGUGGUGACUUCCUUUUUUCAUUGCAUCUGGAUUAUACUGUAAAAAAUAACACAAGUACACAUGUACAGACAUUGCAACAAAUAUGUUUCUAUUAUGAAAUUGUAGAUUAUUCUCUGUUUACUUUUGUGUAAUUUUAUUCAUGAAUAUAUUCAUCAAUACAUGGUUAUUCAUUAAUUUUAAUGAAAAUAAGUGUUUUGUACACAAUUGUCCUUCACAAUUUGUCAUCUGGGCUAUUCCAUUAAAAUGAAUGUGAUAGGGUUGUACAUCCAACUUAUCUUCUUUUGGUUUUUUUUAGUUUUGCAUACAUUACACUGAAAGCCAUAAAGGACCCAUAACCUAUGUCCAAAAAUAAACUUUUUUUUGUUCUUUCAACAUCUAUUUUAAUGGAGAAGCACUCAUUAUUUUAUUCUGGCUGAUUACAGACACUAAAGUCUGAUUCAGUUGAACCAUAAGUUGUUUGUUUUCAACUAAGAUUUGAAGCAUCAGCUAUGGAAAUAACAGAUAUGUUAUAUUUUCAUACAUAAUGUCAGCUUUAACUUAUUUUGAUGACAUUGGAAAGGGAAGCAAUUCAAUUAAAAGUCUAAAUACAAAGCUAUAAAUGUUAAACAUUGUUAAAGGGUGACUUUAUAGUUUAUAUUGAAAUAUACUUUAUACAGUGGGCUAGUCCUUAUUUGUGACAAACCAUAAAAUGUUAUAAAAUCACCCAACUGUUUAACAUCUGUUAUAAAUUAUUUUCAUGGAUUUUUUUUAAAUGUUGGUAGAAAUUUUAAGUUUGUAUUGUGUGUAUGUGUUACAAGUAACAAAAUAAAAGUAUAAUGAACUUUCACAAGUUUGCUGCAUAUUAAAUAUGAACAAUUUUAACAUUAUUUUGUAAUGUGUUUCUGAAAAACUGGAAGGGCUGAAAUUGUAUGUGUCUAACAAAGUGCAUUCUUAUUUGAAUAUAAUGACAUUUCAUCAAUAGUUAUAUACUACAAAUAUUUACAAUUUCAAUGCAUUAACUUCUUGUGCUGUGGUUGAACUCACUUUAAUAUCAAAUGAUAAAUGGACCCUUCCCAUAAAUAUUGUUGAUUUGUAUAAACUAUCCAAGUGGGGAAUAUUUUCCCAUAUUUUAUGUGAUCAAUAACUACUACAUCAUCAUUUCCAUUUAAACUGAUAAAAAUUCAACACUGUAAUUCAUUUUUAUAAUGUAAAUAAAAGUAUAAAUAUUA